Molecule: messenger RNA, 6201 nt
Organism: Zootermopsis nevadensis
Lineage: Eukaryota; Metazoa; Arthropoda; Insecta; Blattodea; Termopsidae
Gene: Fpps
Product: Farnesyl pyrophosphate synthase
Biological process (GO): trans, trans-farnesyl diphosphate biosynthetic process
Cellular component (GO): cytoplasm
Molecular function (GO): (2E,6E)-farnesyl diphosphate synthase activity; dimethylallyltranstransferase activity
Source: RefSeq, a predicted model, not a curated record
GGUUGGCUGAAUACGCCCUAAUGUCUUCCACAUGUUGGUGUUGUAAGCAAAAUGUUAGUCAUGCGUUGGUAUUAUGGUGGGACGUUAGUUCUCUUACGUACAGAGUUGAUAGUUGACGCGUAAUAGAUGGUUAGGGUUACUGCACUAAAGUUCGUGUAGGAGGAAAGUGUUGGACGAGGUUUAACACAAUUAUACAAAUGCUGGGAAUAGCUAGGAAAUGCGUUGUGGUUGGGCAAACCUUUUGGCAAGAUCUCCGAAGUUUUUCCAGGACAAUUUACGCUCCUGGUAGCUAUCAGUUCACGAGUAUAAAUAAUGACGGCAAGAGUGUACAUUGUAUCAGCGAUAGCUCUGCUCGUUUUCACAAAACACACGAACUCAGAAGCAUUCCCCGGCCAUUGUCAACACUCAGUUCACCAAAUAUUCCAUUAGCAAUUAGUGGAACAGUAGCAACAAAAGAUGAAAGCAGAGAUUUUAUGGCCGUUUUCCCAGACAUAGUGAGAGAUCUGACAGAAACUGGAAGGCAUUUGGAUAUUCCAGAUGCAACAAAAUGGUUUGCAAAAGUUUUACAGUAUAAUGUUCCUGGAGGGAAAAAGAAUCGAGGCUUGGCAUUGGUUUAUGCUUAUCGGGUGCUGGUUGCAAAAGAUGAACUCACUCCAGAAAACAUUCGCUUGUCUCAGAUAAUGGGCUGGUGUGUAGAAAUGCUGCAAGCACACUUUCUGGUACUGGAUGACAUAAUGGACAACUCUGUAACUAGGAGGGGUCGGCCAUGUUGGUAUCUAUACAAAAACCUUGGAACUGCUGCAGUGAAUGAUGGAAUCCUCCUUGAACAUGGCGUGUACCAGUUGCUGAGACGAUAUUUACGUGAUAAACCGUAUUAUAUCAAUGUCCUUGAGUUAUUUCAUGAUGUGGCCUUAAAAACUACAAUGGGCCAAACCCUGGACCUCCUGUCAACACAGUUUGGUUCAAAGCCAGUUUUGGAAAAGUUCACAAUGGACCGGUACAGUUCCAUUGUGAAAUACAAAACAGCAUAUUACUCAUUUCAUUUGCCUGUUGCCCUUGCGAUGUAUAUGGCAGGUUUUAUGGAUGAAGAAAGGCAUCGCCAAGCAAAGACCAUUCUUUUGGAAAUGGGCCACUUUUUCCAAGUCCAGGAUGAUUACUUGGACUGUUUCGGAGACCCGGAAGUCACUGGUAAGAUUGGCACUGAUAUUCAAGAUGGAAAGUGUACUUGGUUGGCAGUAGUUGCAUUACAGCGGGCUACUCCUGAGCAGAAAGCUUUAUUUGCGGAUUGCUAUGGGUCAAAGAAUCCAGAGAAGGUUGCAGCAGUGAAGGAAUUGUAUGUACAGUUGGGCUUACCAUCUACAUAUGCUACAUAUGAGGAAGAGAGCUAUAACAUCAUUAGUACACACAUUCAGCAAGUAUCACGUGGAAUGCCCCAUAAGUUAUUUUUCAAAUUCAUGGAAAAGAUAUAUAAACGAGAAUGCUGAGGGGCGUGCCCAUUACGUCAGAUGCAGAAUGAGCAUGUACGUAUAAAUAAGGCUGUUGAACACAACAUUUCAAGUUACACAGAUGUAUUAUCAAAUAAAUUGAUCCAGUACAUUUUUCAACCUUAUAUGGCCAUUUUCAGGUGGUUAAAUAUGUUCUGUUUAGCUUAUUGCUGAUUAUUACAAUAUGACUAUUCUAACAUAUCAGUUAAGGAUGUAGACGUACAGAACAAAGUUAGUUGCAGUGUAUAGUGCACAUAUAUGAAUGAUAACAAAGAUCUGAGAUGCAGUUUAUCUUGUUGAAAUUAACAUUGAUUGAAAUAAAUUAAGAUUAAACAUAAAUUUUACUAAUGUACUGAGGUGUAUGUAAAUACUUUGAUAAACAUUCACUACAGUAUUAAGUAUUUAAGAUUGAUAAAUGUGAUCAGAGAUGGUGUCAUUACACAGUUAAAAUAAAUUUUUGUCAUCUAUUUGGCAACUGUCUGCUUUCUCCUACCAUGGUUAAAUACAAUAUACCGGUCUCCAAAAAAGGUGUAUAUGCAUUUUAAUAUGGAAUAUUAACCUUGUGUGUGUAUUUUAUCACCUGAAGAUGGUGGAAUAAGAGAUUGGAACAUGUUAUAGGUCAUUAAAUUUGAAAAUAUAACUGGGUAUUCAAAUUGUGUUUGGUGCCCUUAUUUGCAUGUGUGUGUGUUUGAACACAGAGGAUGCUGAUCAGAAAGGUGAUAUACUAGAGUAGAGGUGUAAACAGAUACUGAAAGGAAAGUCAUGUCAUCAGUAUAUACUAAAUUUCUCUUGGUUAAUCACCUACAUCAUAGCUGAGUUAAACACUUGUGGUUCACUGACCUGAUGAUGCAGACAGAGCAGGUCUAUGAAAUGUUAGUUUUUAACUCAUCUUUGGAAUUGGCUGAUCACCUUAAGAGGAUUUUAGUGCAUUUAUUUUAUGUGAAAGUUUGAGAUGUUACAAAUUAGCUGAAACCAUCAAAAUGCAGCCUUAAAACCUGUGGUUAGUGUUUAUUGCCUUCACCAAUCAUGUUUUAGUAUAUGUAUAAUCAGUCAUCAGGGGCUCGUAAACACCCACACUACACUACAGCCAAUCCACUGGUCAGGGAUCUGCUCAUUCAGGUAUGCCACCAUGUAACUGCUGAAAUGUUGGGUGCACCAUUAUGCUGGAAGUACAAUUAUAAUCCUGUUUUUUGUAUGUUCAGAUAAUUUUUAAAUUCUAUCCACAGCUCUUAACUAUUUAGAAGCAGACCCAUAUUCAUGUGACAUUUCUGACUAGGAAUGACUUCAGGGAAAAACCAGACACCUGCAUGUCAUAAAUUUGACUUCCAUAAACCUCCCCCCUUUUUUGUGGCUGGUUUUCCUCUUAACUGUAUUUCUCCUUAUAUUUUGAGUGCUCCAUAUUACCUCUUGUUGCCUCCAAUAUGCUCUGUGCCAGUAUACUCUGUGACAUUUUAUAGUCCAGACAUGUCAGACUGCAUAUCCUCCAUUUUGAAAGCCUGCUUGCAAGAUUUUUUGUUAUACUACAGUUGGUAAUUUAAACAUACUAGGCUAGAUAACAGGUCAAGGUAUAAGGUACAUAUAUGAUGGUAGUAGUGCACAUAUGAACACUUAGUCUCUAGGGUGAGAGCUUCUGGCAGGAUGAGGAGAAACAGACAUUACUGAGGCAGAAGAAGACAUAAACCAUAUAUUAUAACAGUAACAGGAGUUGGUGUAUACACACACACAUACAUAUAUAUAUAUAAAGAAGGAUUCAACAUCAUUAGAUUGGCAUUGAACUUUCAGUAGUGUUCUGUGGGUGCUUAUGAGCCCCUGAUGAUUGUUUGUACACACUGAAACAUGAUUGGUGAAGGCAAUAAACACUACUUACAGCCAUUAUGGUUGUAUUUUGACUGUUUUAGGUUAUGUAAAAUACUAAGUAUAUACAGUUGUAUGAAAUGAUCAAGUUUAAUCUUAAGGCACUUCAGAUACUGUUAAAGUCUUCAAUAUUGUGACAUAAUUAGUGAUUACAUAUUGGGUUCUUUGUUUAAAGACAAGAUCAGUUUAUUUCACAGCAUUACAGUUGAUUAUUUUCAGUAUUAAUUUCGCUCGCUUACAAAUCUGUCCUGAUUAUCCAAAUAUAAAUUUUCUCCUAUAUAUAUCAUAAUAAUCACUGUACUGAGCUGUGUCACUCAGCUGGACGUGCUAAUCAGUUACUGUCUUGCUUGUAAUUGCUUGCUGCUCCAUCUUCAUCCAACUCUGUGCACCAAAUGAUUAUGUCUCUCCACUCCAGCUACCUUUCAAAGGGGCACAGUAAGUUUGAAAACAAGUGCAUCACAGUAGCUCUGAAGUUACCAGUCCCUCAAUGCUGAUUGACAUUGACAACACGCUGGCCGCAGGGGGUGUGAACUAGUAUAUGUAUUCCAUUCCUAGCCAUUAACUUAACUUCCCUCUUAACUGGGUAAUAAAUUUUACUAGCAGGGAGGUCAUACAUUUAAAUCUUUCUGAAGUACAGUGUGUGUGCAUGAGUAAUGGUUUUAAUGGUUUCGGUAAUUUACAAAAUUGAAAGCUAACUAACAUACCUAUCAUAAAUUGAAUUCUGUGUGGAAACAGAGGACCACAUCAUACAGCACUUGUGUUCAUUGCCCUGUUACUUCCCUUUUGAACACACAAAGUACUGCCAGCAUUAUUUUCCUUCUCUUAUUUUUAGGUCAAGAUAGUGGCAUCUGAGGAGUCUAGAGGGCUUUGUUUUCUUUGAAGGUUACCCUCAGUAAACACAUGGCCAUUGUAGCUGACUGCUAAACUUUCUCCAGAAGUCACUAAAUUGUUCAGCCUAGCUCACGUUCAAUCAUUUUUCUGUACACGGUGAAUAUAUUUAAGGGAGGCCAAGUCAAGCAUAUAACAGAAAUUCUAUUGAUAUUUUUUCAAGAAAUCCAUUAACAUUUUAUGCGUAUGGAGUUGGCCAUCUUUUUAGUAAAUGCUGUGAAUGGAGCUCAUAAUGGUUUCCUCCACAUUUCAAGAGCAUGUUUUGUUUCUGAAGGCCAUCUCACAUUUCUCUCUUAGAAUUUGAUUUAAUUAUAUUAUUUGGAAUCCAUUUUUGAGUCUCUCAUUCUUACAGUGCAGUUUGCUAAUUCUGUACUUGUGUUACUAGUCAUCUGAAUAUAAUCUGUACUACCCCUUGUGCAGUAGUUGAUUCAUGAGUGCAGCACAAUUCUUGUUCUAUACCGGCUAAGUAACAUGUUAAUCACUUAUAUCAGUUCAUUUUCCAGUAUGGCUAGAGUAUGGGUUUGUUUGAUCAGUAAUGCUUUGCAGUAUAUCCACACCAAAAAGAAGAACAGUUUUGUUAACAUUCACAUUUACUUGUACAUCACUUUUUGGAAAAGAAGGAAAUCCUGUAUACUCUUUACCUCUUGCAGUCUGUUCAUCAACUGUAACCUCUUCUUAGUUGGCAGAUACACUGUCAUUCUGGUCUGUUUCUGUCCCUGCCUGGCAUAAUUUUCAGUAUUUUCUUCUGAAGGGAGACCAGGCUACUGUUUAGUCACUUUUUUCAGGUUCCCUGAAGUGUUUGCAAAAAUACCAUUACUCAAGUCUCAUCACCAGAAAUAAAAUGGAAAGAUUAUUACUGCGACUUCAGUAGCAUUAUGUUGUCAGCAUAAUGUAUGAUAUUAAUGGACUAUAAUGCUUAAAAAGUAAUUUCUUUUAUUAUAAUCUUCAGUUUCCUACUGUACCUCGAGCUUUACAUAUUUAAUAUGUCUGCUGUCAUUCUUUCUUUUGACAGUUUUUCGCUGUGAAAUAAAUGUCUGAUCAUACUUUCCUUCUUUGUUUCAGAAGUCCUUACUUCGUACAUGUUUUUUUUUAUUUUCUCACCAGUUUAAUGUUAUGUUUGUACUAUCCAUUUACCUCCAGCAGUUAACAUUGUGUGAAAUGGUCAUAAUUGUCCAUUAAGAGUGCUAUUAUGAAUCACUUUUAUACCUAUAUUACUAAUACAAUAAUAUUAAUUUUUUACAUUGAAGUACAAUUAUAUGUUCACAAAGUAAGAUAUGAAUUUAUGAUGUACAGCUCAUGGUGUUCAUUAACUAAAAUCAAAAUGCAUGCACAGAAAGUAGCAGAAGCAAGAAUACACUAAAUCUUACUACAUAAUUUCCAGCCAUGCUGAAAUGGUGGCACAUAUUUCUAACUUGAUUGGGCUGUCAUAAACAGGUAUCAUUGUAAUUUAAACCAGUGAUUAGUACAGAGUAGGAAGCACUGACAAUCUGGUAAGGAAUUCAUUUAUUAACAUCAAUGAAUAUAAUGGGAAGUGCUUUGUAGACGGGCAGAAGAAACCUUUAACAGCAAUCUUAACUGUAUCUAAGAGGAUAUGGCCAUAAAGUAACGCAUAGUAGAGGUGUCUUAAUUCUGUUCUCAUUUGCUGGAUUUUUAAAUAUGGGUAAAAGACAACUUCUAUAUUCAUACGUUUAUUUUACAAAUAUACACAUGUAAUUACAUGUUUUCACAAACACAUCCGUCUUUCUGACUCAACAGAUAAAAGGUUUAUGAACCCACAGUCACUACAUUUCAUUAAAUGCUGAAUAUACUGAAAUUCAUAGAGCAUAAAGAAACAUGUAUUUCCUUCCUCUCUGUAGACUGCCAAAUAGAAGUGAUAACUUUGGUUUAUAAUGUCACUUUAAACUGCACAUAAAUGUUUUUAAUAAUGUACAAAGGAUGAAGACCAUUGUGAUAAAAAUGGUGCUAGUUAAGGUUA